CAGUCAACUUAGUCUGGGACUCGUGCAAUCUGAUUGAAUUGUAUGUAAUAGGAUGGAGUGUUAUUUGUUUUUCCAUAAAUAUAUGAAUAAACAAUAGGACAUUUCUUAUUUCCUUUAGCUGUUGAGAAAUACUUGCUGGCGUGUAUUUCUCUUAACAUAUCGUCAGUAAUAUUUAUACAAACUCUACUUGUUAUUUUCGUCGUUAAAUUAAGCCCCUGUAUUGCCUGCGUCCUAUAUUUAUCUUGGUAAAAGCUCAGCCAUAGGCGAGUUGGACUUGGAUUUAGCGUAUAGAUAAGCAUGUUUUCUGUCAGUCGUGACGCAAUGACGCCAGACAAGGCCUCGGUUACGACCACUGCAUUGGAGUGGAAGGGGAAGUUGAGUGUGCAACAGCGACCUCAGCGGCGCGCCGGUGGGCAAUUGAACCGGAUGCUUCCGCUGCGCAAUACAGCCCGAACACAAAAGAAGGGAAGGGCUUUAUGGCGAUAUUUAGAUCCGCCAGACAAGCUGUUAUCUGCGGGAAAAAUAAGUGAAUAACCCCUGCGGUAUACUGGGUCCGUGUUAAAAACACCCUGAUUUAGUUUACAGCCUUAAAGUGCCAUUGCAUUCACUUGUGUGUCCUUUUUUUCUUUUGAAGGUGCCUGUCUGUGCUGUGUUUAAGUGCGCAUAGCCUUUAUUUAUCCACUAGCCUCUUUAUUUUGUUCUAAUGUCUCUAACCUAUUUUCACCAAGCAUUAUCUGAUUAUGCACAGUUGUAGGCCCAAUGCGUUCCAGGUAGAUGAACGCCUAUCUUUUCAGUUAUUGGUGUGAGUUAUACCGUUUUUUUCCUUCAGUAUGGGAAAACAGGCUGGAGUGAAUUAUUUAGCAGUAGUCAAUCGCCUAUGGCCUGUAAGGUGUUGGCCUAGCUUUCAGUUUUAUUUGACGGUAAUAAAUAGAACACGUAAUUCUGUGGCUGUACUAUCACGGUUCUCUAAAGCUAUGGUAGGGCAAGGUUCGAGAACAUGUCUGUGAAGUGUUACAACGUGUUACCCCGUCAUUUCCUCUCUUCAUACUAGUUCAGAUUUGAUCAUAUUGUAUCCAGACUUGGGUUUGCAUGUUCAGAAAGCCUCUUCUCGGCUAUUGUUGAAUUACAUGUGUUGGUUUGUAUUGUAUUUGCGUGUCCAUUGAGCGUUGUUUGGUUUCUGAAAACGAGUUUUAUUUCUGCUUUCAAAUUUGAUUAGAACGUGAUCUAUGCGUCUGGAUGAUGAAACAAACAACCCCAUGUGUAAAGUAUCUAUUCAAUUAUCUAUUAAUUGCAUGUUUUUCUCACGAGGUUUCUCACACUUUUGUGAGGAAAACUCAUAAACUCAACGACUUCUGUACAUUAGUCUGUAUUUGUUAGCGUAUUAGUUUCUACUUAAUAGUGUAUAAUUGUUUUCUUUAGCCAUAGCGGCUUCCAUAAUUGGCACUGCUGUGCUGGUAGCCUAUUUGUAAUAGUGCUGAUGGUAAUUAUGGUUCGGGGCCUGUGUUUUGGUUGAUCAUGUCACAUGACCUGGAUUUUAACCUUUAUUUGAAGCCUUUUCCAGAAAUGAGAAUUAGAACAAAAAUAAAAACAAUUGUCUGAGGAUGAUGCUGGACCAUCUGACAUUAAAAUAAAAGGGUAAAGUUUGAUAAUAUAUAUUUUUAAUGAACAUUAAAAUCCAGGUAAACCAAAACACAGGGUCCUAAUCAUGAUAGUGGCCUCAUAAUAGGAUAAUAGAACUCCUAGUAAUAGUUGGCUGUAAACAAUAUGUGUAGCCUAUUUCUUAGUAAUAGUGGUAAAGUAUUUGUAUUUGAAAAAGAAGCCAGCUAGGCUACAGGUCGAUGUGCACUACUAUGUGCAUACUAUUUUCUAUGACGAAUAUCCAUAAUUGUCGCUUAUUUUGUUGUAUCUUAAUUUUUUAAAUAUGCCACAAUUAGGCCUAUUUCCAUGUAGGUUAUUGAUUGAAUUAAUAUAUUUUCUGUAAUAGAACAUUGCUGUUUAAUUCCUCGGUUUUGUUUAAUAACCAGAAUGUAGGCUAUCCUGGAUAUUCACGGAUAUAGAAUACAAUAUUAGACUAGAACAGUAAAAUUAUUAUUUCAAUUUUUUUGUUUUUUUGUUUUAAGGCAGCAGUAAAUACAUGAACUUAACCGGGUAGACCUACUACUAUGCCAACACACAUUUCUAUUCUAUUUAGACAUUUGUUAUCUAUCAAAAAUAACUAUACGAAUUUUAAAAAAUCCAUAUUUUGCUGCUGAAAGGAAUAUUACUUUUACUGAGUAAUUAUAUAUAUUUUUUCCAAAUAGGCAAUACAAUAGCAAUGUCAUAGGAUGUUGAUGAAAUAACACAUUAAACUAGUCAAUUAUUAUUCUCAGCAGGCUUGUGGUUCUAUUAGGCUUUAAUCUUAUAUUGUAUUGGGUUAUUAUUGUAUAAUACCAAACUAAGGCUUCACAAAAUAGCAUGAUAUAGCACACCUUUGAAAGCUUAUGUUUAAUGGGGUGUGUGCGUAAAAGCUUGUUCAUGUUGGAAUGUUUCCUGACAAUGAAAAUAUGAAAGGUUUGAACAUUUUGACUGAAGAUGAACGAGGUUACCUACUACGAUGGAAAGCUACCCAGAGCAUUAGUUGUAAGAAAGAAUAUCUGAAUAAUUUACGUUCCUUGGCGCCAUAGAAAGAAUGCAGUUUAUGACAUUUGGUUUCGUUAAUAAGCCCCAAUAUGGCGGCGUUCUCCUGGUUAUGUUCAGCCCCUGUAUGUUUUGUUGUGAGUAUCAUUGGUAAUGCUUAUUACCCUAUAACAUAUGUGUAAAUAUACUCGUUAAAUGUGUGUUUUGGGAGAAUUAUUUAUUGGAUUCGCUGACCUAUACUAAAUGGACAGAUACUUCCAAUGGUAUUUCAGUUUAGCCUACUCUCCCUUUCCAUAGCCCUACAUUUAUAUCAGCAGUAACUGUAUAAAAUAAUAAUAAUUUGCUUUUAAACCUAGACAUUGUUACGUUUUAAGACAGAAACCCGCGAGCAUUUAAUAGCCAAAGGGAUUGAUUUAUCCUGUAUUGUUCAGCCUUUAUGAUCACGUGCGCUCGACACCCAAUCGAAUGGCAGUCCUGCUUCCCAACUAUUAGUCGACUGUAGAUCUUUGUGGUGCCAAGUUGCUAUACUUGAUUUCUUCAGAUUGUUAUUUUGUAAAAGUCGGGUUUAGUGCGUGUGUAUGUGUGUGUGGCGUGUGUGGCACGCUUGUUUUUGUAUGUAUCUGUGUAUGUGUGGGUACAUGUGAAAGUCUCUUUUGCCAUGUCGACAUCUGGAACGUUGACGAGCUACUACGUUGACUCCCUCAUCUUGCCCGAGAGCGAGGAGCUGUCCGCGCCCAGAUACACCUCCGGUCCGGGGGGGCUCCAGCAUGCGAGGCAGCUCACCUCGCUCACGGAUCACACCGAGCUUGGGCCCUGCACCUUCCCAACGAAAGCUCCGGUCUUCAACCCGUCCUGGGGCCAUGUAUCGACCCAGUUUCCAGGUGCCGUGUCAUCCGUGUACCACCACCCGUAUGGGCAUCACCAAGGCCCGGCUCCAGGCGAUGUGGAGGGUCGCUACAUGCAGUCCUGGCUGCUGGAGCCCAUUUCAGGGUCCUUGCCUUUGACCGGAUUACCGACGAGUCAUCAUUACGGGAUCAAACCGGAGAGCCUGGGCGCACGAGUGGACAGCGCGCUGCCUGGAUCCCACACCGCACUGCUCCUGUCCGACUUCACCAACGGGACAGUUGCGACGGCGUCCCCGGUGGACAAGAACACACUACCUGGCCAGACCGCAAACCCGAACGGGGAGAUAGAGGAGAAACCGGCCCUCGAUCCAAAUAACCCGGUAUCUAACUGGCUCCACGCAAGCGCCACGAGAAAAAAGCGCUGUCCAUACUCCAAGCACCAGAUCCUCGAGCUGGAGAAAGAGUUCCUCUUUAACACGUACCUCACGCGGGACCGUAGGUUCGAGGUCGCGAGGCAGCUCAACCUUUCCGAGAGACAGGUCAAAAUCUGGUUUCAGAACCGCAGAAUGAAGAUGAAGAAAUUUAAUAAAGAUUGUGGACCAACAAAUGAUUUAUAGGAACCUAUGAUUCAUUGAACGAGAACGUAAAAAAUAUCACAAAUAAGGGAUAUCUGUGAAAAGACUGUAUUUUUUAGAAGUCGUUGUCUUAUUGUUUUAUUCCAAACAGAAGCUGUUAUGUGUCUUGUAAAAAGCAUGUCCGGCCCUACUCGUCGGUUUGAUGCAACUACCUUUAUAUUGCACAAUUUAACAGUGCGCAUAAUUUGUUGUUAUUGUUAUUAGGAUGUUAAUUAAUUAAGGCCUCGGCUGCAAGUGUCAUUGUGUAAGACGAGUAUUAGUAGGCCUGUUCUCUGUGCUCGUUUGUGUAUGGAUGUUUGUAGCUAUGUGUGUGUUCUCUGGUUUGUAGAUAUUUCUAUUUCCGGUUCAACUGAAUUUAGCUUUAAAUGUGAUUAAGUUUUUUUGUUGUUGUCAUUAUUUCAAUUACUGGUAACGUUGAUUCAUGAUCUAACGUUGGAGUGAUAGGCUAACGUCUGGCUGCUAACGUAAUGGUAGCAUUUUGAAGUGGGUGCAUGAGUAUCAAAAGCCUUUUUAAAAUGCAUAUAAGCCUAUUGAUAAUAUUAAUAGAAGGUACAUAACAAUUAUUUUGUGUUGACUACCUAGACGUCUCUCAACUACCUAUAAUUGCAAGACCUAUAAUUGCAAGAACCUAUUUCAUUUUUACCUGACUCCGUUGUGAAGAAACAUAACGCUUGUAUAGGAAACUAUGUCUGAAUUUCAGGGAGUAACAUUUAGAGGACAUAUUGGUCAGAAAGAGAGAGAGAGGACAUUUUUAAAACACUGUAGGCUACGUAAUGAAUACCUCAUGGUCUGUAGACGUUCCGAUGUUCGCUUCUCAAAUGUAAUUUGUACUUUAUUUAUUGAAUAAAACAAAUUAUAUCUGCGA
Molecule: messenger RNA, 4961 nt
Organism: Salvelinus fontinalis (brook trout)
Lineage: Eukaryota; Metazoa; Chordata; Actinopteri; Salmoniformes; Salmonidae
Product: homeobox protein Hox-A9-like
Exons: 2
Coding region: 3275-4078 (267 amino acids)
Biological process (GO): anterior/posterior pattern specification; proximal/distal pattern formation; embryonic skeletal system morphogenesis
Cellular component (GO): nucleus
Molecular function (GO): RNA polymerase II cis-regulatory region sequence-specific DNA binding; DNA-binding transcription factor activity, RNA polymerase II-specific
Source: RefSeq, a predicted model, not a curated record